CUCUAACUAUUAGUUUUAACCAUCAAAUAAUUCCCAGCCCAGUGGUUAAGUGCCCUUUUUAUGGACAACGUGGUCCAAAGUUCGAUUGCGACGGCUGUCAUCCUUUGGCGUUUGUUUUUUCUUUGAUCUACCAGCUGCGCCUUUUAUGGACUUUGAGGCCCAGUUUGGAGCAAAGCCCAAGGGGGUGCAGCUCUACCAUGCCAGCCCAACAGGCUCGGAUUAUGAGGUCGAAUUUGGCUUUGACUACGCUGGGCUUAUGGAUUAUGAGGCCCCCAAAAGAUGAGGUCCUGUGCUGUGGGUCAGACCAGCACAGGGUCUGUGCCGGGCCUGCUCCGCUUCAAGGUAUCCAGGACGGUGAGGAACCGAUUACCUUGGCGGAAGACUUUGUUGAUACGAUUUUGUUGUUGCUAGGGAGGGGCGACACUGUCAACGACGAUGCGGACACCAACGACGUUGACAUCCGAAACCAAUGGAUGUUGAUCGUGACCGCAGAGGAGUCUCUGUUAGAUUAGUUUUCAUUUUCUUGUUUAAAUAUUAAUUAAUAAUAUACUGAAAUUGUCCAAUUCAGUAAUUAUAUUGCCACGUCAAACAAUAGAUUUUUAUGCCACGUCAACAAAAAUUGUCCAAUUCAACAAUUAUAUUGCCACGUCAGAGCCAAGUAACGGUCAAAUGGAUUGAAAGUUAACAAUUUGGUUACAAUUUUGAUUUUUUGAAAGGUUUGGUUAUUAUUUUGAUUAAAAUGACAGGUUUGGC
Molecule: messenger RNA, 753 nt
Organism: Linum trigynum
Lineage: Eukaryota; Viridiplantae; Streptophyta; Magnoliopsida; Malpighiales; Linaceae
Source: the annotation of a GenBank genome assembly